This is a messenger RNA of Blastomyces gilchristii SLH14081, 3040 nucleotides long. RefSeq lists its product as uncharacterized. Bases 2042 to 2569 code for a protein of 175 amino acids. NCBI's taxonomy places the organism in Eukaryota, Fungi, Ascomycota, Eurotiomycetes, Onygenales, Ajellomycetaceae. The transcript is spliced from 3 exons. The record is from RefSeq and is a predicted model, not a curated record.
AGCACAUCUUGUGCCUAUAGAAUUAUAUUCAUUCAUAGAGUAUUUUUGAUUUUUGUUCUUCGCAUAUAUACAUAUAUAUGUAGUUUGUUCGGAGCUCUUCAAGCUCAGAUGUUUCCCCGCAGCGCCCCAAUUCCUCCAAAAUAACAUAUAUAAUAAUAUGACCCCCCUAUAUCUCAACCACAGUCGCCCCCCGCAAGACCUUCCCACUUCCAUCCAAACAAGCCGCAUUAACCAUCCAUCCCUCCCUCCCCAAACCCAUACUAUCCCACAACCUUCCCACAACCACAGCUUUAACACCCUCCCAAACAACCCUCCCCGCCAUACCCCACACCCCAUCUACCCCACACAGAUCCCUCCACCACCCGCCGCCCGCCACAAAGCUCCAAAUUCCGCUUCCACGAUCCCACAACGCCCCGUUCUCCGCCCGCGCCCUGCACAACGCCUCCCACGCGUCCUGCGCACGGUCAUAAUACGCCCUCUCCACGCCGCGGCCGACGUGGACGUGUCCAAAGACAUGUAGGAGCGGGCGGAUGCGCCAGGCUGCGCGAAGGAGAUGGGGGCAGCCGGCAGAGUAAGGGAAAUUGUCGAGGUGGUGGGCCGGGGGCGUGUGGGUGACUAGGAUGUCGGUGUCCGGGGGGAUGGGGAUUGGAUAUGGAUAUGUCGUGCCGUGGCCGUCCCCGGGUGUCGUCGUCGUCGUCGUCGUGGGAGGGUAUUGGAAGGCGUGUAUUGAAUCCGGUGAAGGGUCCAGCUGUGGGAUUUGCGGGGCACCGUGUAUUGUCAGCGUUCGCGAUGAGGGGCUAAUGGUUGUGGAUUUGCCAGCUGUGUCGUGGGCGGUGGAAGUGGGUGUAGGAAAAGGAAAAGUCAGCGUCACGCUGCUGUUUUGUAGAUAAUGUAUUGAGCCCCAAUCUAUGCCUUGUCCAUCCCCGUCCUCCGCAUUACAAGCCACAAUAAUCCCCCGAACCCCCUCAUCCAACCACCCGUCAUGAUUCCCCGCCACAACCACCUUCUCCGUAUGCGGCAGCGUCUUCAACCAAUCCACCGCCGCCUGAAUAUCCGCGCGCGCCCCGCUAUUCGUCAGAUCCCCCGCAUGGAUCAGCAGGUCCCCGUCCGGCACGCCCAGUAGGUGGUGAUCGUGGGUAUCGGAGAUACAGACGACGCGGAUAGGGCGUUGGGAGGGCGUUCGGGUGCGCGGGGCUGGGCGGAGGUUGAGGAGGAGGGUGUGCAGUGGACGGAGGAGGAAGAGGAUCGGGGAGGAGAGGAGGCGGGUUAAGAGGGGCGGGGGGUCGAAGGGGCUCAUUACUGGGGAUAUGUAGGGGUUGAGAAUGUUUUGGUUGAAUUUAGAAUACGGCUAUGGCGUUGGAAAUGGCAUGAUUGGAGUGGUUUGUUCGGAUAGAGGGUUGUGAGUGCUGCCCUCGCAGUUUGUGUUUUGCUAGUUGGUUGUUCAUUCAUGUUGGUGACGGUGAAUGCAGCGCGCUGGGGUUGAAUAUUAUUCAGGGGAACCAAUAACGCAACAACAGCCCAAAAGCUGGCUUCUACUCGCACAUUUACGAGGCUCUCGAUCUCCAAAAUGAAGCCCAGAGCCAUAUUAUGCUUAAUAAUGGCCUUGAGGCAAACUCGGCAAUAUGGUAUUGUUCGCUCUAUACACACGAGUGUCUACUAGCGGCCAGAUAAGCUACUUGGAUCUAUAUAAGCCCAUUGCAAAAACGCGGCCUUCGAGAAAUGUCAUGCGAGAUUAUGCUCUUUUGCAUUUCUACUCCCUAUUUCUAGCUCCGUUCCUACUCAUUCACUUUGCCAUCCCCAGCCGGUACCAAUCGGUCCGGUGUUAUUGGGAUCAGAGCAGGUAUAUAACCCAUCAGUUCCAGCUCCAGCUCACACAAACUACGAAAACCCCAGUUGCAAGCAAUAAACCAAAAACUACAACGCACGACAACUACCAAGUCACAACAAACCACCAUCCAUGAUGGAUAGCUUCGAGGCAUAGUUCCGGAAGGUAGAAAUAGGCGAUGUGGACUAUACCACUAUACCUGAAAAAAAGCUGAAAAUGCCGGUGUACAAGGACUAUCCACCAAUCGUCGCAGAGAAACUCCGGGGUCUGGCUCAAGCUGUCAACGAGGGCAAAAGCAUCGCAGUUGCAACUGGGUUUGAAGGAGCGCGGUACCAGGAGAGAGAUCCGGUGAAGUUAGCAUCGUUCACCCCUCAGGAAAAAGAACAAUAUAGUGCAUGGUGUACCGGGAGUGUGAGCCUCCCAGAAUUUGACUGGACAGCCAACAUCGACGAUUCCCAAAUGCCUCCAAGUGUUGCUAGGAAAAUGGAAGAGCAUGUCAACGCGAUGAACAUUAUGUGGCAUACGAAUAAAGCCAAAACAAGCCACGCUCACUGGCUCUUGAACAACUGGAGUUACAUGCUGCCCCUUGUGACUGCACUCGCCCGGAUGGAAAAGGCCAAGAAAGACCUUGUUGACGGUUCGGAAUAUGCUACAGCCGACGAAAUGGCAGAAAUCCAAACAAUAGAGAAAGCAUUCUCAGAAACCCAUCAGGCUUUACGCCGCGAGAAGAAGUCGCUUCUCUGAAAAAUGGUAACCCGCGAUAUUGCAUAUUCACAGGUGACGUUGGCCAACCGCACACUCGAUAUCAGGAAGAAAAUUGCAGAGCGCAUCCCUAUGGGUAUCACCCCACCCCAGCGGGAUAUCGCUCUCCUCCAACAAGAACCCGAUUUUUCCGCCUUAGCGGAGAUAGUAUCUUAGGUAUGAAGCUCAUUUCGCAUGCAUGUCUCUGAUCGGGCGCGCGGGUUGUGCGACAUGGAACACGGAACAUGGGAUCUUGUAUCGAAAUUGUGCUUCUGGGACAAGCGGGGAUUCAGGGGAGCUGACGGUUAGGGGACUUCUGCAUUGGUUCGUUUCAACGGAGACGUUGUCUUGAGAUAGGGUGACUCUGCGGUGGUGACUUGUUAUCACGGGUAGGGUAGUUUAGCUACAGGAGACUGGACAAUCAGAAAUACAACAACAAGGCUAUGGCUUCGCUUGCCAUAUCCACACAUGGUG